Molecule: messenger RNA, 1351 nt
Organism: Scheffersomyces amazonensis
Lineage: Eukaryota; Fungi; Ascomycota; Pichiomycetes; Serinales; Debaryomycetaceae
Exons: 2
Coding region: 41-1249 (402 amino acids)
Source: RefSeq, a predicted model, not a curated record
CGAUGAACCUUUGUGAAUGGUUAAAGAUAGGUAGUAGAUUAUGGGAGGAAUGAAUAGGCUACGAAUGGUUGGAGUAAUUGGAGCAUGUCUUGGAUUCUCCGCAUAUAAAAAGUUAGCCCUUAAUUAUAAUACUAAUAAUAAUGGUAAUAAUAAUAAUGGAUCUCAUACAUUUAAUAAUAAGUUUAAUAAUGUAAUAUGGUUUAUACGGCAUAAUUAUAAUACAUUUGUUUCUGCAUCAUCCUUUGGAGUAGCCAACGGUUGGCUUUUAUUAAUGUUCAUAUUCAUUAACUUUAUGACAUGGCUGAUAUUUGGUACUAGACAAAGUGAUUUAAAGAUUUUAAAAUCAAAAUUAGGAUCUACAUUUUGGGAAUUUAAUUUAGGUUUUACUAUAUUCCAUUUUAGAUCUUCAUUAAGUGGAUCUUCUUCUUCUUCAAUGCAAACUGAUUUAUUCAAGUUUGGAACCAUAUUCUGUUCCGUAUUAUGUUUGAAAUUUUUUCAUCAUUUAACUUCUAUUCGAGUUUAUGAGGUUUUUAAUAGACAACCAUCUAAUUAUUAUCAUAUUAGUUAUGCAACUGUGAGAGUUAUAAUAUGUUUAACAUUAUUAACAUUUGUGGAUGUCUUAUUAGUUCAUACAUUUUUCAGUGAAAUUUAUCAAUAUUAUUAUUUUAAUAAAUUAUCGGAUAGACAACCCGAUGACAUAAUGUUAUUGGCUAUAUUUAGCUUUGAAAUUGCAGAUGUAUUACCAAGUCUUCUAUUGAAUGCUUUAAAGUUUGGAAUUAAUUACUAUAGAAAAUUUUUACGAGCUCUUCAAUCAGAUGAAUCUCCUAUAUUGAAUUAUUCUGGUGAAGAAGAUGAAAAUAUGAAUUACUUUUAUCUUUUUGAUUUCAUCAUUAAUUUGGCUAGAGUAAGUCUUAUUUGUAUAUUUUCUAUUGUUUUUCUAUAUUUCUUUGCAUUCCCAGUACAUAUUUUACCUAUUACUUAUUCUAGUUUAAGAGAUAUGGUGGUUACUGGUCGAAGAUUUGUCCGAUUCAAAAGAAAACAAAUCAUUCUACAAAAAUUACAAAUCCCUCAAAAUUAUCCUCAAGAUGAUGAACCUUGUGCUAUAUGCUUUGAUAAAUUAAUCGAUACUAAUGAUUCAUUAUCAGAUAUAAGAUAUUUACCUAAUUGUGAUCAUACUUAUCAUACUUAUUGUUUGAAAGAAUGGAUAGCUAUAUCUAAUUCUUGUCCCAUAUGUCGUAAAAAGAUAUGAUGACUGGUUCAUCAUUCCAUCCCCAUUCUUUUUGAAUUUAUAUAGUUAACUAAUUUUUAUAUUUAUUUAUGUAAUAUUACAGUCAAAAUACAAUAAUCAAUU